UUCGGCGCUAAACAACGAUUCUUCUCACAUCGCGCUGGACCUGUUGCUUGGAAGGAAGAUAUCGAUCACUUCUCCGCAGUCCCCAGCCAGAGGUUUCGUUUUCAAAUCUCGAUCUUUCUACACAUAUGUAGCCAUCUUUUAGAAUAUAUUGGUGACAAACUCUAAUACGACGUCUCGCAGAGUUUUGCUGUUUGAAAAUACCGAACCGGUGUAAUUUGUCUAUAAGCGGUACAAAGACGCUCGAAUAAGAAAGUAUGGAAGAAGAUGAAAGCACGCCAGGCCCUUCAGUCAAUUAUUGUAUGUUACAUCACAUUGUUGCACAACCACCAACUAAUGAAUUCCAGCAGUUGAAGACGUUAAGACGCAUUCUGAAGCGUGGUGCAGAUUUGUUUCAUCUAAACGAAGAAAAAAACCCUCCAUUGCAUCACGCUGUUGCAAAUUAUGGCGGGCAAAUAAAAGCUAUUAAAUAUCUCCUCAAAAAAGGUGCCGACCAGAAAAUUUUUAAUGGAAACGACCUGACUCUAUUUCAAGUAAUAAACUACAGCAAAAAAUCUUACAAAAUAUGCAAAUUUCUUUUUAGAGUAGGAUACAACCUAAAUGUCAUCAGAACACCUUUCCCGUUACAAAAGGCGGUGGAAAGUGAAAACUGCAGUGUUAAAACUGUGAAGCUGCUGAUAGAAAACGGAGCUAGAGCAAGUUCCCAGACUUUACUGAAGGCAGUGCAAAAUACUGCAAUCAAACCCAAAGUUAUUGAAUUACUUUUAUCGUAUGGUGCGAAUGCUAAUACGAAUGGUGAUUUUGGUUAUAGUCCAUUACAUUGUGCCAUAAGCAAUACUAACAUGAAAGCGGAAAUUGUCCAUAGUCUUCUGUAUGCAGGAGCUCCAGUCAACGCAAGAACCACAGAAAGGGCAUUUACUCCCCUUCAUCUGAUGACUAGAAAGCAGCAUCAGUGCCCUGUCGUAACUGAAAUGUUAUUGGCAUAUGGCGCUGAUGUGGAUGCGAAAUGCACUAUGGGGCGAACACCCCUGAUGUAUGCUUCAAGAAAGAAAGGGGGAUUUGAAAUUGUAAAGAUGUUAUUAGCAUGUGGGGCUGAUCCAAAUGCAAAAGACAAAGAAGGCUUGAAUGCUUUGCACCAUGCUCUGAUGGGUUUUUCCCCCAAUGGUAAAACCAUAAAGUUACUUAUAAGGCAUGGAGCCGACGUAUCUUGCAAAGCGGACGAUUUAACACCGUUUGAAUGGUAUAUAGAGGGCCCACCCGACAGAUUCACUCCAGGAGCGUUUCAGGCGUUUUUUGAAUAUGGGGUAGAUGUGCAUUUUAAAACCUCAGAUGAUAAAUCUGCUUUGGCUAUCCUACUGGAAGAAUGCACAGAUAACUUAGAUGCCAUUAUAUUUCUAUUAAAUAAUAGAGCUUGGUGCACCGAUUAUGAAUUAGAGUGGCAAUCGGCUAUUAAUGAAAUUGCAGAUAAAUGCACGGAGACAUAUUCAACAGACCUAGAAACUAUAAUUAAAUACGCCAUUUUGCACCAGUUCUAUAAACAUGGCCAGUUUUUUCUCCUACACACUCCAAGCGAAUAUGUCGCAAUUAAAUCUCAGUGUAUUCAUGAGUGCUUUAAAAUGCAUUGUAAAAAUCUCCCACAUGGCAAUUUACUUCAUAUGUUACUCACACAAAAAUUCUAUAGUUGUGAUGAAUGUAUGAAUGAGAUAUUUAUGCAUACUAGCGAUAAUAUUGGAAUGGUUUAUUUCGAUACAUUGUUAAAAAUGAUAAGCAAAAAAUUUCUUUUGGAGCGUUUGCAAGCUCAAAAAGUCUAUACUAUUUGUAACAAUCGAAUAAUAAUGUUGAAUAAUGAUUGUGUCAGAAUGAUUGGAAAGUAUAUGGAUAAAACACAAUUAUAUAUGUCGGUUUUAGCGUUUUCUGCUUAACCUGACAAACGUAAAUAUUGAAGAUGUCUAAGUGAGGAGGAAUAUGAUCAAUAAGAUGAUGAAUGCUCUUUUCAUUUCUCUGGGGUCAAAUAUUUUAUUAGGAAAUAUUUUCUAUAAACACAUAAAUUCAUCACAACUAUUAUUAUUUUAAAAUUUUUGAAUUAUAUACGUUUGCAUUUCAUGAGGCAUUUUAACAUCACUAUGAGGUUUUUCAGAAAUGAAAACAAAAUUCAUAUUUAUUUUUUACGAUAUACUUAAGGGUCUCAUUAUUGAAUAUGUCUCUGUAAAAUAAUGUAUUGAAUAUUUCAUGGGAAGAUUUACAAAGAGUGAAUUAACAUAACUUACUAUUUGUACAAAUAUUCAAAAUAAAUAAAUAUUUGAUAUUCAAAAUCCCGCAAGGGUUAGUUAUGAAUAUUAAAUGAAAUAUUUGUACGAAAUGAAAAGUGAAAGAACAACUAUAUACUUCAAAAGUAUAUAAACUAUGUACUUCAAAAGUACAAGAAUAACUAUAUAUUACAGCUGUAAUACUUCAAUUCAUCAAUAUUUUUAAUAUUUAUUAGUUCAGAAGUACUUCUCAGAGGUACUUCAGAAGGAAGUAUUUUAAUAUUUUGGAACUUCAUGAAAGUGCAGUUGUUUAAAAGUUAUAUUAUAGGCAUUAGAUAUAAAAUCAUGAAAUGUUCCUACAAAGAUAAACAUUGGCAUACGUACUUUGUAAACAAAAUGUAGUGCAAUUAGUUUCUUUAUUAUUCUAGGACAUAUUCUAAGAAAAUUAUUUAUUCAUUUUUCUCUGAAUUCAAAUAUUUAUUAUUUAUUCCAUUCAUAUAUUAUCUUGGAUACAAUAUCAAUGUUCUUCUUAUUCGUACAAAUUAUUUAGAAUUGUAUGUCUACCUAUUACAUUGUUGUAUCUUAUUCUUCCUUGUUGACAAUUUUAAUUCAUAAGGAAUUGUUUAAACUACGGCAAAGGGACUAAUGCAACAUUUGAAAUUCAUUUAUAUCUUUCUGAUGCUUGAAUCCAAUAAUAUGUAAACAUUUACUGCAUUGAAAUGCUGCUCAUAGGGCACAUCUUUCGUCACCAGUUUUCCUGGCAACUUGAACCUAGUAUAUAAGCUAUAUACUUACAAUAAAACUAAUAGUUAAAUUAUAAGUAAUGAAUAAUUUAAUAAUCAAUAAAGCAGCGGGUCAUUCUCAUAUGUUGAUACAAUUCUUUUUUGUUGAUACAUUUUUUAUGGAAGUGGAUUUUUUUUUCACGAUAAACAAAAUUAAUGAGUACCAACUUUUUUGUUUGUGCUAUUUAAUUAGCGAUGAGAAAAAUUUUCAUUCUUUAUGUUCAGUUUUUAAGAUAGAUUUAAUUUCUUUUAGUUUUGUUUUAAUUUUUUGUCGGCCAGUUUUUCCAUUUCAUCUUAUAGAUUGCAAUUGCAUUGCAACAUUUUAAUAUGGCAUUAAUGUAAUUUUUAAUUUGUUUUAAAAUGUUUUGAAUUAAAAUAUUUUGCAUUUAUUAUAUGCUAUAAGUAUUACUAUGUGGACACACUUGUAGAAGCAUCGACAGUUGCUUAACUAUUUGGAAGGAACUAUUUAAACUAUGUUUUAAUUGUGUUUAUAUGCCUUAUAAAAAUAUUAUUAUUUGUAAAUGUUUAAACUUUAUUUCUCUAAUUCUUUCCAAAUUUCUGAGAUUUCAAAAUAAAGUGUUAUAAAACGUCUAGCAGGUAUUAUGUUAUAAUACAUUAUUUAAACAUGCUAAUAAUUAUUAUUAAAAUAUUUGUUAUAUAAUAGAAAGAAAGCUGUUAGGUGCAAUUUUAAUAUGAAGCGUUUGGGAAAAAUAUUAAGUAAUAAAUUUAAACAUUUUUAUAAGUUUUAACUGGUUUAAACUUUUAAGUGAUUGAAAAAAAGAAUGUGUUUUAGACCUAAAAUUAGAAGAAUAGUCAUAUAUUAGUGGUGUAUUAUGAAUUGCUAUGUCCAAUAUAAUUCUUCAAAGGAUGGAUUGCGAAAUAAAAUUAAGAGAGAGAGUACUCCCGAAAUAUAUACUAAAUGGACAUUUUUUGUAGUCUAAAAAUCAUUAGAAAUACAAUAAAUGUACCAAAAAAAUAAUUGUACACUGCAUUGCUUUAUAUAAAUGUUAUAUGGAAAAUAUGUAUCUGUAGUUAGUUUUAAAGUAGUAUCAAAUGAAUGUAGAUAAAAUAUUUAGUAAUAUAUCUAGAUACUUUUAUUCAGAUAGACAGCUAUUUGAGAAAAAAAAUAUCUUCAAUUUAAUUUGCAAAGUUACUUAUGUUAUGCUUUGAUUUAAAUUUUUAGAUGAUUGAAAUGUUGAAUUUUAUGUAUUGAAUUGUUGUAAAAUGUAUUGUGUCUGGAUUCAAUAUUAUGCAUGUUUCUUAAAUUAAUCAAUGUAUUUUCUCAGAACUUCUUGGUGUAAAAUUCGUCAAAGUAUAUACUUAUGAUAGUUCUAUAUAGACGUCAUGAUGUUGAAUGUAAAAAAUAUUUGAAUAUCAAUUUUAUAUGUGAUGUUGCGACUAAUCUAAUCACAUUUAUAACUGCAAGCGUUUUUAAAAUAAAAUUUUUAUAAUAUUUUAUGCAGAACAUAAAUUAUACUGUCAGAAUAAAAUUGUUGAAUAUAAUUUACUGUAUUUAUUGGUGCUAAAAAAACAUUGGACUUACGAUCGCUUUUGAUUUUUAACUUAUGAUUAUUUUCUGUAAGACAAGUGUUCGUUGUAGAUUAUUUGAUGAUCUUUUAUAUCUGAAUUGCAAUGUUCUUUUUAUUACAUAAUACAUUUUCUGAAAACCUUUUCAUUUUCAAUUUGUCAAGGUGUAUACCUUUUAUAUUUGUUCAUUAUAAUUCACGAUAAUAUGAUAAUUGUUUAUUAAAUUGGUGUGAGGUUAAUGCACCUAGUCAUAUUUAUAACAGUAAAUGGUUUUAAAAUAAUAUAUUAUGUAGAUUUGAAUAGAAGAAUUUUGUAGGUUGUCCAAAUAGAAUGUGAAGACUGUAUUUAAUUGGAUGUUGCACCUCUGUCAAAAUAUCUGUAUCAUUCUGAAAAUAAAAACGAUUAAU
Messenger RNA from Argiope bruennichi, 4959 nucleotides. RefSeq names its product transient receptor potential cation channel subfamily A member 1-like. Lineage: Eukaryota; Metazoa; Arthropoda; Arachnida; Araneae; Araneidae. Bases 255 to 1919 code for a protein of 554 amino acids. The transcript is spliced from 3 exons. Gene Ontology annotation, molecular function: protein binding. The record is from RefSeq and is a predicted model, not a curated record.